UCGGCUGGAGCGGGGGCGCCGGAGAGGAUCCCACAAGUGGUUUCUGCCCGCGGCCGAGUUGUUCCGCGCGGGCAGCCGGGCGGCCGGGGAAGAGCGAGGUCCCGCGGGCGGCAGCAGCCGGAGGCCGCGCUGCCGGGUCCGGCUCGGCGGGCCCGUGCCCGAGCGGGGGAGAAGGGAGCGGCGCGCCAUGGUGCCCGCGGCGGGCGCCGAGGGCGGCUGAGGAGGCUGCGCUGCUCUCCCCGCCUGCGGCAGCCCUCCCUCGCUAGCGCCCGACGGCAGCCCCGGCUGCGGCCGCCUCUCCGCUCCGGCAGCUCGGCGGGGCCGCCCCGGGCGGGCGGCAUGGCAGCCGCCUGAGCCCGCCAGCGCAGCAGAGCCCGGGACGCGCGGCGGCGGCUCCUCCGCCGGGAUGAGUGGCGGCAGCGAGGGGAUGGCCGGCGGGCCGGUGCCCAGCCCUCCCGGCGGGGCGGCCCCGUGCGAGGACGCGCUGGGCCGGCGGCCCGAGAGCGACGGCGGCUCCCGCAGCCUCCUGCCCGACGGGCUGUGGGCAGAGGAGGGCGCGGGCGGGCCGGGCCCCGCGGCGCGGGCCAGGGCGGGCGGUAGGCGCACGGCCGUCACCUACGUGAUCAACGAGGCCAGCCAGGGGCCGCUGCUGGCGGCGGAGAGCGGCGCCCUGCAGAGCCUGCGGGAGGCGUGCGAGGCGGUGGGGGCCGCCCUGGAGACGCUGCACUUCGGCAAGCUGGACUUCGGCGAGACGGCGGUGCUGGACCGCUUCUACAACGCAGACAUUGCAGUGGUAGAGAUGAGUGAUGCCUUCCGUCAGCCCUCCCUGUUCUACCACCUGGGCGUCAGGGAGAGCUUCAGCAUGGCCAACAACAUCAUCCUCUACUGCGACACCAACGCCGAGGCUCUGCAGUCGCUGAAGGAAAUCAUUUUCCAGAAGAAUAAUAUGUGCACUGGUAACUACAUAUUUGUGCCCUACAUGAUCACUCCCCACAACAAGGUGUACUGCUGUGACAGCAGCUUCAUGAAGGGGCUGACAGAACUGAUGCAGCCCAGUUUCGAGUCGCUGCUGGGGCCGAUCUGCUUGCCCCUGGUGGAUCGGUUCAUCCAGCUCCUGAAGGUGGCACAGGCCAGUUCAAGCCAGUAUUUCCGGGAAUCCAUCCUGAAUGACGUCAGGAAGGCCCGGACCCUCUACACGGGCAAGGAGCUGGCAGCAGAGCUGGCAAGGAUUCGACAGAGAGUGGACAGUGUUGAAGUCUUGUCUGCAGACAUUGUAAUAAACUUGCUGUUGUCCUACAGAGACAUCCAGGAUUAUGAUUCCAUUGUGAAACUGGUGAAAACUUUAGAAAAACUGCCUACUUUUGACUUGGCUUCCCAUCACCAUGUGAGGUUUCAUUAUGCAUUUGCACUGAACAGGCGAAAUCUGCCGGGAGACAGACAGAAAGCUCUGGAAAUUAUGAUUCCCCUGGUAGAACAGGAAGACCAAGUAGCUUCAGAUAUGUAUUGCCUGGUUGGUCGGAUUUACAAGGACAUGUUUUUGGAAUCUGGGUUCAUUGAUACAGAAAGCAGGGACAAAGGGACGUUCUGGUUCAAGAAGGCGUUUGAGUCAGAGCCAACGUUACAGUCGGGGAUUAAUUAUGCAGUACUGCUCCUGGCAGCUGGACACUGCUUUGAUACUUCUUUUGAGCUGCGGAAAGUUGGAGUAAAGAUCAGCAGCCUGCUUGGUAAAAAGGGAUGCUUGGAGAAACUGCAAAGCUAUUGGGAAGUGGGAUCUUUCUUGGGGGCCAGUAUGUUGGCUAAUGACCAUAUAAGAGUGAUCCAGGCUUCAGAAAAGCUGUUUAAGCUAAAGGCACCAGCAUGGUACCUGAAGUCUAUCGUGGAGACUAUUUUGAUACAUCAACAUUUUAAGAAACUGACUCCAGAACAUCAUACAGCCAAACAGGAACUUGUGGACUUCUGGAUGGACUUCCUUGUUGAAGCCACAAAGACAGAUGUGACUGUAGUUCGAUUUCCAGUUUUAAUACUAGAACCAACAAAAAUCUACCAGCCCUCAUAUCUGUCCAUCAACAGUGAAGCUGAGGAGAAGACUGUCUCUAUCUGGCACGUGCUGCCUGAUGACAAGAAGGGUAUCCACGAGUGGAACUUCUGUGCUGCUUCUAUCAGGGGAGUAAGCAUUUCCAAGUUUGAAGAGCGGUGCUGUUUCCUCUACGUGCUGCACAACUCGGACGACUUUCAAAUCUAUUUCUGCACAGAACUUCAUUGCAGAAGGUUUUUUGACAUGGUCAACAGUAUCACUGAAGAAAUAGGGAAGACGACAGAGGAAGGGGAAUGUGAUGGAGAUUCUCUAGAGUAUGAUUAUGAAUAUGAUGAGAAUGGCGAGCGAGUCGUGCUGGGGAAAGGCACCUAUGGCAUUGUGUAUGCAGGGCGAGAUCUGAGCAACCAAGUCAGGAUUGCUAUCAAAGAAAUCCCCGAGAGAGACAGCAGGUACUCCCAGCCCCUGCAUGAAGAAAUAGCUUUGCAUAAGCAUCUCAAACAUAAGAACAUCGUCCAGUAUUUAGGUUCUCUGAGUGAGAAUGGCUUCAUUAAGAUAUUCAUGGAACAAGUGCCAGGGGGCAGCCUUUCUGCUCUUCUACGAUCAAAAUGGGGACCAUUAAAAAAUAAUGAGCAGACCAUUGGCUUUUACACCAAGCAGAUUCUUGAAGGAUUAAAAUACCUCCAUGAUAAUCAAAUAGUGCAUCGAGAUAUAAAGGGUGAUAACGUGCUUAUCAACACAUACAGUGGAGUGUUGAAGAUUUCAGAUUUUGGAACUUCCAAGAGACUUGCAGGAAUCAACCCCUGUACUGAAACUUUCACUGGUACCCUUCAGUACAUGGCACCAGAAAUCAUAGACAAAGGGCCACGUGGCUAUGGGAAGGCUGCAGACAUCUGGUCUUUGGGAUGCACAAUCAUUGAGAUGGCAACAGGGAAGCCCCCUUUUUAUGAGCUGGGAGAACCACAAGCAGCUAUGUUUAAGGUGGGGAUGUUUAAAAUACACCCAGAGAUCCCUGACUCCAUGUCUGCAGAGGCGAAGGUGUUCAUCCUGCGCUGCUUUGAGCCGGAUCCCGAUAAACGAGCCUGUGCCCCUGAGCUGCUUGUGGAUGAGUUCUUGAAGGUCUCGAGCAAAAAGAGAAAGUCACCAUCAAAGCUCUCAGUCCUUUCAGCUAACACAAACGAGUAUCUUCGGAGUAUUUCCUUACCUGUCCCUGUUCUGGUGGAAGAUACAAGUAGCAGCAGUGAAUAUGGUUCUGUCUCACCUGAUACAGAAUUAAAAAUUGAUCCAUUCUCUUUCAAAACAAGAGCCAAAUCCUAUGGAGACAAAGAUGGGAAGGGAAUCCGGUCCCUUUUUCUGAGCAUCCCGGAUGAAAAUUUUGAGGAUCACAGUGCACCUCCCUCGCCUGAAGAGAAAGAUUCUGGGUUUUUCAUGUUGAAGAAGGACAGUGAAAGGAGAGCCACUCUUCACAGGAUAUUAACUGAGGACCAAGAGAAGGUGGUGAGGAACUUGAUGGAAGCAUUGGCUCAGCAGGGAGCUGAAGAGCCCAAGCUGAAAUGGGAACAUAUCACAACGCUGGUGUCCAGCCUCAGAGAGUUUGUGCGCUCCACUGAUCGUAAAAUCAUUGCAACCACUCUCUCAAAGCUGAAACUGGAGUUAGACUUUGACAGCCAUGGGAUCAGCCAAGUGCAGCUCGUGCUGUUUGGGUUCCAAGAUGCUGUCAAUAAAGUUCUUCGAAACCACAACAUCAAGCCACACUGGAUGUUUGCACUGGAUAGCAUCAUCAGGAAAGCUGUGCAGACUGCUAUCACUAUCCUGGUCCCAGAAUUGAGGCCACAUUUUAGUCUUGCAUCUGAAAGUGAUACAGCAGAUCAAGAUGAUAUAGAAGUUGAAGAAGAUCAAGAUGAGCAGCCUCAGAGCCAGACCAUCCAGCAGCCUUGCAUUGUCAUGGAGGAUGCAGUAGCUACCUCAGGUGUAAGCACACUCAGCUCCACAGUGUCCCAUGACUCCCAGGCUGCUCACAGGUCACUGAGUGUCCAGCUGGGCAGGCUAAAAUUAGAGACAAACAGGUUAUUGGAAGAGUUGGUUCAAAAGGAGAGAGAAUUUCAAGUCCUCUUACAUCAAGCUAUAGAAGAGAAAGAUCAAGAGAUCAGAAAUCUCCAGCUGAGGUCACAGCCAAUAGAUAUUCCUGGGUUGUCCUUCCAUCGUCAUCCCACUGGCAGAGGGACUGAGGACCCUGAUCUCAUCAACUGGCUGAGAGGUCAAGGAGCUGAUGAGGCCACCAUAAACAAGUUCUUGGCUGAAGACUAUACGUUAAUGGAUGUUCUCUGCUAUGUUACACGAGAUGAUCUGAAGUGUUUGAGACUGAGAGGAGGGAUGCUGUGCACACUCUGGAAAGCCAUCACUGACUUCCGAGAGAAGCGCACCUGACGAUGCCGCCGCUUCCCGGGGCUUCCCUGCGGAGGAGAAGGAUUCACGGAGCGGGCGCUGCGGGAAGGACUGUUGCACUUUAAUCCAGUAUUUGUUUACCAAUGUUAGAAACACUGCAGCUUCCUGACUGCUUUUACUCCUAUCAUCAGUAAGGAACCUGUAAACAGCUUUACACAACAUUAUUUUAUUGUACAUGUUUUUACAUGCAACUUUUUCAAAAAUUAAAAACAAAACACCAAAACUGUUAUAAACUCACGAAAUGUUGUAGUUAAAGUAGCCAGAUGUUAAUUUCAUGAAAAACUGAUGUAAGAUUUCAUGUGACUGUAUAUCACUGGAACAAAACCAAAAUGUGACAACAACUUCUCAAGUUUUUUUUUUUUUGUAUUAUAUCAAUAAUCUGUAAUAGAUCUUCAUAAUUUCAAUAAUAACUAGGUAUUUUUUCUUUUAGCGUGCAAGACCUAAAGGUAGUUGUUUUUACCUACUGCCCUGCAUAGUUUAAUAUUGUUUAUUUUUGGUAAUUUAAGUUCUAUGGUGCAUUUGUUUUAGAGUUGUCCAUGUACUACUGAACUGUACCAGUUGCAUACACCUGAACCACAGUAAUGUUAGCUUGUUCUAAAGCUAUCUCUGACAAACACCGUUGAAAAUAAAAAGAACAUAAGACUUA
Molecule: messenger RNA, 5123 nt
Organism: Apus apus (common swift)
Lineage: Eukaryota; Metazoa; Chordata; Aves; Apodiformes; Apodidae
Gene: MAP3K5
Product: mitogen-activated protein kinase kinase kinase 5
Exons: 30
Coding region: 407-4459 (1350 amino acids)
Biological process (GO): MAPK cascade; cellular response to stress; protein phosphorylation
Molecular function (GO): ATP binding; MAP kinase kinase kinase activity
Source: RefSeq, a predicted model, not a curated record